GAAAUGUGGGUUUUCUAAUCAUUUCCUCUACACAGAUUCCUCCGCCAGAAAUUGUAUUGCUAAGUCUUCACUUCCGGGUCCGCCAUUUUGUUACCUCCAUUUCUCCACGAGGGGGGGUUAAAGGCCCCCAAAAUAUGCAUAUAUGAAAAGGCCAAAAAGUAACCGCCACUGACAGGGAGUCUUAACUAGUGAAGGAAACGGGACCAAACUGGCGGGCUCGGUGAAAGCGCAGCCGGCAGCGUCCCGGACGAGGAGCUUCCUGAAAACUUUUGUCCCUAUGCAUGAAGAUGUCUUUGGUGGACUUGGGGAAGAGGUUGCUAGAAGCAGCAAGAAAAGGCCAAGAUGAUGAAGUGAGAACAUUGAUGGCAAAUGGUGCUCCAUUCACCACAGAUUGGCUUGGAACAUCACCCCUCCACCUUGCAGCCCAGUAUGGUCAUUAUUCCACAGCAGAAGUGCUCCUUCGAGCAGGCGUUAGCAGGGAUGCCCGGACCAAAGUGGACAGGACCCCCUUGCACAUGGCUGCAGCUGAUGGACAUGCGCACAUCGUGGAACUGCUUGUUAGGAAUGGUGCAGAUGUGAAUGCCAAGGACAUGCUGAAGAUGACAGCUUUGCAUUGGGCCACAGAGCACCACCAUCGAGAUGUUGUAGAGCUACUUGUCAAAUAUGGAGCUGAUGUCCAUGCUUUCAGCAAGUUUGAUAAAUCUGCCUUUGACAUAGCCCUGGAGAAGAACAAUGCUGAGAUUCUGGUCAUCCUUCAGGAAGCAAUGCAGAAUCAGGUUAAUGCUAAUCCCCAGACAGCCAACUCUGUGACUAUGGCUGCCCCAUUCAUCUUUACGUCAGGAGAAGUUGUCAACCUCGCUAGCCUUGUUUCUUCAACCAACACCAAAACAACCUCAGGUGACCCCCAUGCCUCCUCAACAGUACGCUUCUCAAGUUCUACCACCUCAGUGCUGGCCACCCUUGCAGCUCUUGCUGAGGCAUCAGCCCCCCUCUCCAACUCACACAGAGCCACAGCUAAUUCAGAGGAAAUCAUAGAGGGAAAUUCUAUUGAUUCAUCAAUCCAGCAAGUGGUGGGGAGUGGAGGCCAGAGGGUCAUCACCAUAGUGACCGAUGGAGUCCCUCUGGGUAAUAUCCAAACUGCCAUCCCUACUGGAGGCAUCGGGCAGCCAUUUAUUGUAACUAUGCAAGAUGGACAGCAAGUUCUAACUGUACCUGCUGGUCAGGUUGCAGAGGAGACUGUAAUUGAAGAAGAAGAGGAAGAAGAAGCAGAAAAGUUGCCACUGACUAAGAAACCAAGGAUAGAAGAGAUGACAAACAGUGUAAAGGAAAGCAAGGAAGGGAUUGAAAGAGAGCUACUACAGCAGCAGCUUCAGGAGGCCAAUCGAAGAGCACAGGAAUACCGACACCAGCUCCUAAAGAAAGAGCAGGAGGCAGAACAGUACCGCCUGAAGCUUGAGGCCAUGGCCCGACAGCAGCCCAAUGGAGUUGAUUUCACCAUGGUUGAAGAGGUGGCUGAGGUAGAUGCUGUAGUAGUCACAGAGGGGGAGAUGGAAGAAAGAGAGACGGAAGUGACUGGGGCAGGAGGGACCACACAGCCUCAUGCUGGAGUUUCCAUGGAAACUGUUUCAUCUUAACAUGCAAGGGCCACAACUUGUACUAGGUCCAUCUUUUUCCUCUUUUUAAAAGAAAAUACAGAGGACAAACGUUGUAUAAAAAUUAAGAAUGUCCUUAAGAAGAAAACUAUAGCAGGGUACAAUUCUUGGGCUCAGGAAGGCUCUCUGUGUAACUGGAAAAUUCAAAACUACUUCUGAGGGACCAAAAGAAUGAGAACCAAAUUUCUCAGUUCACAGCAUUGCUUUAAGCAUAGAGGUAAAAGAAUGCUGGAUGUUGUGGGUUGAUUGUUUUUUAAAUAACUGACUUUGUAUCAAAAGAUUUUAAGAUGACUUUCCUAAUAUGGACACACCGAGAGCCUUUAAUAAUUGUACCAUCAGGUGACCUGAAAAUUUGUCUUAGAUUUAUGAUGUGUACCUUUUAGAGAAGAAAAUUAAUUGGGAGGGAGGUUAGAAGCAAGCCUUGGGGAAGAGAAAGGAAUGAAUAUAUUCCGCUUCCAAGAGAGUAGGCACUCCCCACUAUGCUGAGUUAAUUUCACUGAAAAGAAUUUUGUGAUUGCCUGACUAAAUUUGCAUCCAUUGUGUGUCCAUAGCUCAGAUGCCAGUUUAAGAAACUGAAAUAGAAUUUUUAAAAACUGGAAAGAAAACUUGUUUAUGUAGGAGAAGUGUAUAUAAAUCCAAAAUCCUCCAGGCUGUGCUUCCACAAUGCUGGAAAGUGGCCAAAAAGAUGCUUGUGGGGUUAUAAAACAAUCUGGUCUCAAGAUACAAACUAUGCUCUGGCUGAGUUUUAUAAAAUCGCAAUCAGGAGGGUAGUCUGUUGUUAGAACAACUUGCUUCCAAACAUUUAUGUAUGUAAUAUCAAGCUUUCAUAUCAACUUUUUAAUUUUAUGAAAUUUUGUUGAGUGUUCUAAGUGUGCCUUUCUGUGGAGCUUACAUGGUAUCCUCUUAUAUGCAAAAAAAAAGAAGUGAGGGAGAGAUGAAUGCUGAGGAUGUUGUGUGGUUUUGUUUCCAUUUGAUUUGGGGUGAGUAAAUUGCUCUGUUUCCUUAAGGUCAAGCCUUGUGCAGAGCUUUUGUGCCUUAUAGGUGCUCAGUGUGUGUUGGGAAAGGGAGUAAGAACUAUCAGUGCCAUAAAGUAAGGAACCAAAGAUUCUCGCCAGAUACUUCACCUGUCUUAAUCCCUUCUCUCCCACUAUGCCUGCUCCCUUUGCCUAGAUACUUUUGGAAAGUGUUUCAUUGCUGGGUAUUCUUUGUGUGCCAGCUUGGAGUUUUUUCAAAAGGAAGGGAAUAUGGAUGGAGAGAGGUUGUGGAGA
Messenger RNA from Diceros bicornis minor, 2920 nucleotides. It is a transcript of the gene GABPB2, whose product is annotated as GA binding protein transcription factor subunit beta 2. Gene Ontology annotation, biological process: positive regulation of transcription by RNA polymerase II. The coding region runs from base 282 to 1634 and encodes 450 amino acids. The record is from RefSeq and is a predicted model, not a curated record. Gene Ontology annotation, cellular component: nucleus. The transcript has 9 exons. Gene Ontology annotation, molecular function: transcription cis-regulatory region binding; protein binding. NCBI's taxonomy places the organism in Eukaryota, Metazoa, Chordata, Mammalia, Perissodactyla, Rhinocerotidae.